Messenger RNA from Poecilia reticulata (guppy), 2548 nucleotides. The record is from RefSeq and is a predicted model, not a curated record. NCBI's taxonomy places the organism in Eukaryota, Metazoa, Chordata, Actinopteri, Cyprinodontiformes, Poeciliidae.
AGAACCUUCUUGCUGCAAGGCAACAGCUCUACCAACUGUGCCACUGUGCGGCCCUAAAACAAUAAUAUAUGGUUUCAUAUUCUAGUAAAUGUUUAUUAUUGAUAUUUUUUGUGAGUAUCUGCCAUCGCUGUUGAUGAAUUUUUCGCAGACGGCACAUUGCUCAUCAGUCAUUGUCGUUCCUCUCACAGUCCAGGGUUGUGCAACUGUUGACAGAAUGUAGCUUUAGAUUCACAAUGCAGAAUGUCCCAGGCUCAGAUUAAUACAGGCUUAUGGGGAUUAAACAGUAAACCAACCUGCUGACUCAAAAACUCCCUGCUCCAAUAAACCCCUUUUCCUUUGAGUCACAUGUCUAAGGAUCAGAACUAAGGUGGAAUCAAACAUGUUUUUUUUUAGAUUUGUAAACAUUAGACUCCCAUCCUGGUGUCAAAGCUUUUCUCUGGCCACUUUCAUUUAUUUAAUUUUUUUAAGUAAAGCAGGAUGGCAGAAUGAGCUACGUUCAUAUAUUUCACAUGGUCAAAAAAAAAAAUCUAUCAAAUGACAUGUAUCCCGCCCAAGUCUUGUCUUCAGGCUGUGCCCAGAUUUACAUGGCUGAAAUGCCAGCAACUGAGAGAGGGAACUCUAUCUCCAUUGGUGACAAUCAUCAUCCAAAGGGUGGAGUGCCUUCUCUGGGUUGGUGGAGAGGUCCUGCCCUAAGAGGAGAUGUUUAUGUAUCUCUGGAUCUUGUUCAGUACUGAGGGAAAAGUGCAGCAUGAGAUCGAUAGGCAAAUUAGUGCUGUACUGAUCUGUUGUGGUGAAGAGAGAGGUGGGUCAAAAGGCAAAGGUCUCAGUUUACCAGUCAAUCUCCGUUCCUGCACACAUCUACAAUCAUAAACUUUGGGUAGUGACCGAAAGAACAUAAUCAUGCAUACAGGCUCCUGAAAUGAGUUUCCUCGACAGGGUCAUCCGAGAGUGCCUCAAAGUAGAGCCACUGCUUCUCUGCAUCAAAAGGAGCUGUUUGAGGUGGCUUGCGAUGCCUCCUUGGUGAAGAAGCAUCCUAACUAGUGUCCCAGAAGGAGGAGAGUCUCUGGAUCGGGAACUUGAGGGUCUCAUCUUUACUUUUUGUGGAUGAUAUUCCACAAAAUAUCCUGUUGGCGUCUUAAGGCCACGACCCUCCAGUUGGACUGGAGCAGUUCCCACUUUGAAGCAUCUGGGAUGAGAGACGGCAUCUCUGAAGUCUUGGUUCUCAACUAGUAAAAGCUUGACUGCUUCCUGCAGAUUGGAGGGUCAGCCUCUGCUUAUAAGCAGAGUAGUCUCAGUGUCUUGGUAUCUUUGUGAAGGACGGUACGACUGCAACUUUUUGCAAAUGUGUCUUGAGUUUAAAGAAUGUUCAUGAAAAAAGUACAAUGCAUGCACAGCUGUGUACAAGGACAUCCCUGUAAGCUUCAAACUCCAUUACCCACUGACACCCCGACCCCCACUUAUAAGUCACUACUGGGUUGUUAUAUAUACUUUAUCUUUUUCUAUGUGAUAUAAAUAAACAAUUUAAGCAGAAUCAACGACCCUGGUGCUCUCAUGGCCCCUUCAUACUCAUACCAAAACCCAGACACAUUUGUUCUGCCGCCAGAUGAUGUCAGAAGCAUCCAGUUGCUUUAUGGUUUGUGCCCCCAAAAAAUACCUUUUUUUUUUAAACAAACUAGCAACAGAGUAAAAAAACUUUUCUGAACUUUUCCAUUAUUAAUUCCUGGGAUUCAAUUUUAAUACCCAGGUAAAAAUGAGGAUCCAAUUCCUCCUGGACCAACUGCUCCCCCCACUCCUGAUGCCUGUGAUUCCUCCGUGGUCUUGGACGCUGUUGCCACGCUAAGAGGAGAGAUGUUCUUCUUCAAGAACCGCUUCUUCUGGCGUAAGUACCCCCAGAGUUACACCUUUCAGCAAACUCUCAUAACAAACUUCUGGCCCGAUGGGCCCGACAGUGUUGAUGCUGCUUACGAGAGUCACCAGUCAGACAGAAUAUUUUAUUUUAAAGGUCGUGAAGUUUGGGCUUUCAGUGGCUAUGAUCUGGUACGGGAUUAUCCCAAAUCGAUUUCCAGCUUUGGUUUGCCCAAGAAAGUCAAGAAAGUUGAUGCGGCCCUCAAUGACCCAGAGACUGGCAAGACUCUCUUCUUCGUUGGCAGCAAUUACUACAGCUAUGAUGAGACUAUAAAGACGAUGGACUCAGGAUUCCCAAAGCGAGUUGAUGAAACCUUCUCUGGAAUGACCAGAAAGGUGACAGCAGCUUUACAGUACAGAGGUUACACCUACCUCUACAGUGGUCCCUACAUGUACGAGUUCAGCUUGAGDACGGGGCGGAUGCUGCGUCUGCUGAGAAACAGCUACUUCCUGCCCUGCACCAACWACUAGAUCAGCUUUUGAAGAAAACCAAUGAAGGGUCAAUUAAUUACAGGAUUCCAUCCAUAAUUUAUUAUAUAACCUAUUUUUACUGUUGUGUUGUCCUAUAGUUUCAGGUGAAUAAUGAACCUUUCUACAAAGUGUAAGUUUUUUUUAUUCUAUUAAUGUUCAUGUAAAAUGUUAA